Messenger RNA from Acanthosepion pharaonis, 768 nucleotides. The record is from the annotation of a GenBank genome assembly. NCBI's taxonomy places the organism in Eukaryota, Metazoa, Mollusca, Cephalopoda, Sepiida, Sepiidae.
AUGUCUUAUCAUUUUGUGGUAGGUGUUUCUGGGAGGUUUUUUUCAUAUCUAUCUAUCUAUCUAUCUAUCUAUCUAUCUAUCUAUCUAUCUAUCUAUCUAUCUAUCUCAGUCUGUUCAAUAUCUAUCUAUUUAUCUACCUAUCUCAGCCCGUUCCAAUCUAAGUCUGUUCAGAUCUAUCUAUCUAUCUAUCUAUCUAUCUAUCUAUCUAUCUAUCUAUCUAUAUAUAUAUAUGUCUGUUCAAUAUCUAUCUAUCUAUCUAUCUAUCUAUCUAUCUAUCACCUUUUCCAUAUCUAUCUAUCUAUCUAUCUAUCUAUCUAUCUAUCUAUCUCAGUCUGUUCAGUAUCUAUCUAUCUGUGUCUGUUCAUAUCUAUCUAUCUAUCUAUCUAUCUAUCUCAGUCUGUUCAAUAUCUAUCUAUCAGUCUGAGUCUGCUCAAUAUCUAUCUAUCUAUCUAUCUAUCUAUCUAUCUAUCUAUCUAUCUAUCUAUCUAUCUCAGUCUGUUCAAUAUCUAUUUAUCUAUCGUUCAAAUCUAUCUAAUAUCUAUCUAUCUUUGUUCAAUAUCUAUCUUUGUUCAAUAUCUAUCUAUCUACCUAUCUAUUUAUAUUAAUGUGUUCAUAUCUAUCUAUCUAUCUAUAUAUAUAUAUAUAUAUAUAUAUAUAUGUUCAGUAUCUAUCUCUCUAUCUAUCUCUCUAUGUUUGUUCAAUAUCUAUCUAUCUAUCUAUCUAUCUAUCUAUCUAUCUAUCUAUCUUAGUCUGGAAAUAGCUGAUUAG